AUUUGAGGCUCAAUAAAACGCGGGCCCAGCUGGCGAUGCCUUCUUUCCGCCCUUGGAAAGCUCAGAUUGCUUAUUUGGAACCUCGGUGCACGCUUCCCACGCACACAGCGAUUCUCGUGACACACGCAGUGGGCCCUUCCCCGCCUCCGCAGGCCGAAGUCACCAAAUGACCCGACCCCAUCAGCCGUCAAUCCUGCGGCUCUAGCUGCCCUUCCCAGCCCCUCUUCCAAGAAGUUUCCAUUCGUUUUAUUUCUCUGCCCAGCCUGAGGUCCUCGGUGAUAGGUUCCAGCAUGGAUUUUAAUUGCCUCAGUCAGCAGUCUUUCUCCCCAUCCGUCAGUCACAACCUGGACUGUGGGUUCGGCUGGCACGCACUCCGAAAAGCAGAAAUGGUGCGCUCCCGGGGACUGCGCGGCUCAGUAGGCAAGCAUUUAGGCUCUACUAAGGAACUGAAUUGAGCCCAUCAGCGCACAGGUGCCCUUCCCCCAUCGUAGCCUCCCCGGGCUCGAGAACCGCUCUUGAUUCCUGCCCAGCUGCCGGGCUCCUGGGGUCACCGUGACCUCAGCACCCUCUUGGAGGAAGGCGGCACGGGAAACGCGCCUCCUUCCCCACAGCCCGAGCCAGACCUCAAACAAUACGCCGGUAGAUACAAAUGUUAAGACUCUCUCGGCCACCCUUCCCGCGGGCCAAAGUCUCUCUGGUCUACCCCUGUCGAGGUCGGCAGGCGGUCAGUUGCCUUAGCCCUCCGGACAGCGCGCCCGGGCCCGCAGGGACUGCCAGCACACUCACGCCUCUCGCUGCCCUGGGGCUCCCCUGCACGCCUCCCACCCACUCACACUGACUCCAGCUCGGGCAUGCUGUCUACCUCGCACUCUCACGAUUCAGCUCCCUCCCUCUUCCAUUUUUUCCCUCCUCCGCCCCCUCAUCCAUCCCUAUUGGGCUCCCUCCCCUUCAAAAUCACUCAGGCGCUCCGCGCUUGCCCAUCUUCAGGCUGUGAGGACCCUUCAAUUCCCUUUCCUAUUCAACCUCCAAAGCUUUCAGAGCUUUGCCACGUCUCUAAACCCUAAUCCCAACACACACACACACACACACACACACACACACACACACACACACACGGCGCGCGUGCACUUGCAGACACACACAUUUCCUGUCUCUGUGUGACACCCACCCUCUGCCGUGCCACCGCGCCGGUCCCCCCGCGGUGUCCUCCUCCCGCCACACACACACACGCGCACUCACACACAAGCACGCGCGCGGGGCCGAGCAGAGAGCAGCUCGCUGACAGUUUGCACUCGGAGGCGUCCUGCUCCAGUCUCGCAGCACCAAUGGCAUCUCCUGGCUCCGGCUUCUGGUCCUUCAGAUCUGAAGAUGGCUCCGGGGAUCCCGAGAACUCCGGCACAGCGAGAGCCUGGUGUCAGGUGGCCCAGAAGUUCACGGGCGGCAUCGGGAACAAGCUGUGCGCCCUGCUCUACGGAGACGCGGAGAAGCCAGCGGAGAGCGGUGGGAGCCAGCCCCCGCGGGCCACCUCCCAGAAGGCCGCCUGCGCCUGCAACUGCAACCAGAAGCCCUGCAGCUGCCCCAAAGCGGAUGUCAACUAUGCGCUUCUACACGCAACAGACCUGCUACCAGCGUGUGAUGGAGAAAGGCCCACUUUGGCGUUUCUGCAAGAUGUUAUGGACAUUUUGCUUCAGUAUGUGGUGAAAAGUUUCGAUAGAUCAACCAAAGUGAUUGAUUUCCAUUACCCUAAUGAGCUUCUUCAAGAAUAUAAUUGGGAGUUGGCAGACCAACCACAAAAUUUGGAGGAAAUUUUGAUGCAUUGCCAAACAACUCUAAAAUAUGCAAUUAAAACAGGGCAUCCCAGGUAUUUCAAUCAACUUUCUACUGGACUGGAUAUGGUUGGAUUAGCAGCAGACUGGCUGACAUCAACAGCAAACACGAAUAUGUUCACCUAUGAAAUUGCUCCUGUCUUCGUGCUUUUGGAAUAUGUCACGCUAAAGAAGAUGAGAGAAAUCAUUGGCUGGCCAGGGGGCUCUGGCGAUGGGAUAUUUUCUCCUGGUGGCGCCAUAUCUAACAUGUAUGCCAUGCUCAUCGCGCGCUUUAAGAUGUUCCCAGAAGUCAAGGAGAAAGGAAUGGCGGCCGUCCCCAGGCUCAUCGCCUUCACAUCUGAGCACAGUCAUUUUUCCCUCAAGAAGGGAGCUGCAGCCUUGGGCAUUGGAACAGACAGCGUGAUUCUGAUUAAAUGUGAUGAAAGGGGGAAAAUGAUUCCAUCCGAUCUUGAAAGAAGGAUCCUUGAAGUCAAACAAAAAGGGUUUGUCCCUUUCCUUGUGAGUGCCACGGCUGGGACCACCGUGUAUGGAGCCUUCGAUCCCCUCUUAGCUGUUGCCGACAUCUGCAAAAAGUACAAGAUCUGGAUGCACGUGGAUGCAGCUUGGGGUGGGGGAUUACUGAUGUCCCGGAAGCACAAGUGGAAACUGAGCGGCGUGGAAAGGGCCAACUCUGUGACGUGGAAUCCACAUAAGAUGAUGGGCGUCCCUCUGCAGUGCUCCGCUCUCCUGGUCAGGGAAGAGGGACUGAUGCAAAGUUGCAACCAGAUGCAUGCUUCCUACCUCUUUCAGCAAGAUAAACACUACGACCUGUCCUACGACACCGGAGACAAGGCCUUACAGUGUGGGCGCCACGUCGAUGUUUUUAAGCUCUGGCUCAUGUGGAGGGCAAAGGGGACAACUGGGUUUGAAGCACACAUUGAUAAGUGUUUGGAGCUGGCAGAGUAUUUAUACAACAUCAUCAAAAACCGAGAAGGAUACGAAAUGGUGUUUGAUGGAAAGCCUCAGCACACAAACGUCUGCUUCUGGUAUGUGCCUCCAAGUCUGCGGGUCCUGGACAACAACGAAGAGAGAAUGAGCCGCCUCUCCAAGGUGGCUCCAGUGAUUAAAGCCAGAAUGAUGGAGUACGGGACCACAAUGGUGAGCUACCAGCCCUUGGGAGAUAAGGUCAAUUUCUUCCGCAUGGUCAUCUCAAACCCUGCAGCCACUCACCAAGACAUUGACUUCCUGAUUGAAGAAAUAGAACGCCUUGGGCAAGAUUUAUAAUAAUCUAGCUUACUAAGCUGUUUCAAUUCUCUAGGUAGACAAUUAAGUUGUCACCAACUGUGUACAUGUAUUUGUAGUUUGUUCCAGAGUAAAUCUAUUUCUAUAUUGUGGUGUCAAAGUAGAGUACAGUUUAAAAAUUGAAAAAAAAAAAACCAAACAUUGCUCCUUUUAAAAAUCCUUUCUUAAGUUUAGAAUACCUCUCUAAUAAUUAGUGACAAAAGGCUGUGUUCUAAUCAGUAAGGAAAAGCUUAAAAAUUGUUACAAAUACUUCCCUUACUUUUAAUAUAGUGUGCAAAUCAAACUUUAUUUUCACUUCAGAGUAGUAGGGUUGAAUAGUGCCAAAUUGCCCCUGAAUCAUAAAAGGUUCUUCGGGGUGCAGUGAAAAGGAUAAAGUAAAUAUAAAAUAUACGUUGACAAUAAAAAAAAAAUCUUGCCUUUUUCAUAGUAUUAGAAAAGAAAAUUUCUAAUUUACCUAUAGCAACAUUUCAAAUGUAUUUAAAUACAUAUAAUUUUACAAAAGGAAAAAAUAUAUAUAUUAAAAACAAAUCCUAUUUUGUAACAUAUAGAUUUUUAUUUUAUAUGGGUUAUACAAACUGCCGGGACAGGUACAGAAACUAAGCCAGACUUUUUUUUUUUCCUUUCUUUUAAUGGAGGCACUAUAAAAUAUUUAGCAAAGUUAUUUUGAAACAAACAUAGGCCCACAAAAUUCUUAAAAGAUAUGAUGUUUUCUUUCUGUUCAUUUUAUGGUGUAUCACAUCCCUAAAGUUAGUAUUACAAAGCAAACACAAAAGUAUACUGCAAUUUCUUUUAAAUGACUGGUCAGAUCAACAGUAAGAUGCUCUUCCCAUUUAAGGUUUUCACCCAUUUGACCUUAGCAGACCCGCUCAGGGGGCAGGACAGCCCACCUCCGUCCUAGACCAAAUUCGGAGACUCGUCUCUGCUCUGCUUUCCAGUUUGGCUGUUUCAAACAGCAGGUUGAUGCUGCUUCUUAAGAUAUCUUCUCAAACAGCAUUCUUUUCUUAGGUCAUUUGGAUUAAUUAGAGAAAAUAAAAAUAAAAUAUAAUUGGCCCAAGCAAAGAAGAAUGAAGCACACUCCAGAACCCAGAAAAUUAAACUUGGCCUUGGAUCUCUGUGUGAGAAUGGCGACUUCAUCCUGGGUGCCAUGCUGCCCCUGCCUGGGCAGAAGUCAUUUCCCUCCUCAUUCCAGCCUACAAAAGUCCCCCCGCUGAUCUCCCCAUCACUGGGAUCCCAGAUAGUUAAUUUCUACUCCCUGGGUGGUUAUUUGUCCUCUCAGGAAAUGAGCUCCUCACCAGGAUUUUGAGACAGCAUCUUAAGAUCUUCUUUCCUCUGUCUCCCAUCAAGAUGCAAGGUGACCAGAGGAUGCGGAGACAAUAAUGUGCUCCUUAGAAUCCAAAAUAAUAUUUUAGAAGCAUCCUUCUGCCUCUGCAAACCUGAUGGAGAGACAUGAGCUAACCAGAGCCCCCACAGACAUGUCGGGGGCACAGACUGUCGGACUCCAUAUCCCCAUGGGAGGGCAGGGGAGCCAUGUGCGCAGACUGCAGAUACGUGUUUAAGAACAUUGGUCUUUUCUGUAUGGACCAGUCAGAUCUCUCGUCAGGAAGACUGCAGGUAUCUGAGGGAAGAAAGAGGACUCCAUCUCUCAUAAGAUAGAAAAACCCUCUGUUACAACAGCAGGGUCCGACCCCUGAAAUCACCGUGAGCUCGCCCUAUGAUCUCUCUCCCAGGUUAUACACAAAAACGUUCAUACUUGAGAUGAACCCAGCUUUGGGCUCUCUCUGUCUGGGAAGCAAAUGGAUUCCCUAUGACUUGUAGAAGAAAACUCUUUAUCUGUGCCCCAAAAUUUCAUGAAGGAAUAAGCCUUUCAUUCUAGACUGUGUCUAAUGGCCAAGCAUUCUUUUCCUUCCUUGGAAUUGGCUGUUGAGAGUAAGCACACAAGUGCCCACCUAUUCGUGAGCCUCAGGCCAAAAGGCCCCAUCUCAGAGGCAGAGACACUGAUGACCAAACCACCGUCCUGCUCAGAGGAGACUGUGGAGCCCAGUGCCCUGAUCUGGACAGACCCCGUUCUACUCUGAGAUGCUUCUACCUAGAGGUACAAGUUCUCUCUCAGAAGCGGCAGCUGUUUCAGUUAAUUGUAUGACAAUUUAAAGGAGGAACAUUUGUGCCUGUGUAUUGACAUUCCAGCAAAAUCAUUUUUUACCAAUAGCUUGUUUCCCUGACCCCCUGCCCCAAGUGUGCUGGGAGCCUUGCUUAAGCCUAUGCAGUGAAAUCCUACAACCAUAACCCAGGGAAGGGGGAAAAUAAAAGCCUGCCAGGUCCCAGUAGCUUAAUAAAUACUCUUCAAAAUAGGUUUGUAAUCCACUCAGGAGGGAGGGAAGGAAGGAAGGAAGGGAGAUUGUUUUGAACUUUAGCCCAAAUUCCCAGUGCCAAAGGCCUUUAUAGGGGACCAUCCUUUACAAAAUAUUAGAAAGUUUUUGUUUUAGCUUUAAUCACAGUUGACAUGGUCAUUUUCAUUUAUACAGCAAUAUUGUAUUUAUUAUUUUCAAAUACUUGAAAAAAAAAGUGUGAUGUGUCUUCAUUGGAGACAUGUAAAUGGCACUGACUUCCUGGACUGUCACAGGGAUGUGAGGAAAGGAAAGGAAAUCAACCGUGUGUGUGACUGUGUUGCCUUUAUCAUACUGACGGUACUGUCUUGUCACCUCAGAUUGGGGUUGUGCACUUUAGAUCUGAACUGUACAGUGUUGCCAAUCUACAUGUGUUGCUGUAAAAGCUUCUGCAGUGUAUUAUUGACGUGUCUUUUUCUGUGUGGUAGCUGUGCUGAUGUUCCCAGAACCACACUCCCGUCUGUUCCCGAGCUCUCUCCUGCCCUCUCUCUGCUAUACUGUGUGCCCUCCUCCUCAGCUGUAACAGAGAGAAUGCCCUCGGCCACGCUCGCUACCGACAAAUCUCCUUUGAGAAUUCUGUGAUUUCACAAAACAUAAGGGGAAUGCUACUUCGUCUCCGAGAACAGAGGAAACCAAUAUGGAGCACCACAAACAGCCAACAUUGCAGGCACCAUCCCUGCUAAGAUCUGGAGUCCCUGCAACUCAGAAUAUGGACCAAGAAAGCACGGGUGUAAAUAUAGCAGCAGGACAAAGAAUCCGGGAGCCUGACAGUUGGUAUCAUCUUGCACGUGCCCUCCUGCUGUCAAAUGCUAAGUGCAAACACUGUGUAUUGAUUAGUUACCUGCGCCAAAAUACUGUUCCCAACUGGUGUUUCUGAAAGACAUCGACAUCCCCCCAGCAUCUCUCCGUCACUAAAGACAGAAAACAAUAAAAAGUAUAAACACGUGGCAACCUGUUCUUCCUACCAAAUAUAAACUUGUGUAUGAUCAAAGUAUUUUAUCUGUGUUGUCUCUCUAAACCCAAAUAAAUGUGUAACCGUGGAUAUA
Messenger RNA from Vicugna pacos (alpaca), 6537 nucleotides. It is a transcript of the gene GAD2, whose product is annotated as glutamate decarboxylase 2. Gene Ontology annotation, molecular function: glutamate decarboxylase activity; pyridoxal phosphate binding. Gene Ontology annotation, biological process: GABA biosynthetic process; GABA shunt. Lineage: Eukaryota; Metazoa; Chordata; Mammalia; Artiodactyla; Camelidae. The record is from RefSeq and is a predicted model, not a curated record. Gene Ontology annotation, cellular component: cytoplasm.